Molecule: messenger RNA, 682 nt
Organism: Aphanomyces invadans
Lineage: Eukaryota; Oomycota; Saprolegniomycetes; Saprolegniales; Verrucalvaceae
Product: ubiquitin-conjugating enzyme E2 2
Exons: 1
Coding region: 84-545 (153 amino acids)
Biological process (GO): proteasome-mediated ubiquitin-dependent protein catabolic process; DNA repair; protein polyubiquitination
Molecular function (GO): ubiquitin conjugating enzyme activity
Source: RefSeq, a predicted model, not a curated record
GGCUGACAUCACUCCUCCUUCUGUGGUCGUGUGGGAUAAAGCGGGUGCCAUUGAGAGACUGGCGCAGAGGCAUCGACGAAACCAUGUCCACGGCCGCCCGUCGUCGAUUAAUGCGCGAUUUCCGCAAACUGCAGAACGAUCCGCCGUCUGGAGUCAGCGGAGCUCCAUUAGACAACAACAUCAUGGUGUGGCAGGCCGUGAUCUUCGGUCCAGACGACACGCCGUGGGAAGGCGGCACGUUCAACCUCCUCCUCGAGUUUAGCGAAGACUACCCAAACAAAGCGCCGUCCGUCAAGUUUGUGACCAAGAUGUUCCAUCCCAACAUUUACAACGACGGGCAGAUCUGUCUCGACAUCCUGCAGAACCAGUGGAGUCCUAUCUACGACAUCUCGGCCAUCCUGACGUCGAUCCAGUCGCUGCUGUGCGACCCGAAUCCAAACUCCCCCGCGAAUUCCGAAGCCGCGCGCCUAUUCCAGGAAAAUAGACGAGAGUACAACCGCCGUGUGCGAGAAAUCGUCGAACAGAGCUGGGUUGCGUUGGCGUAGGUGACAUCCCCUCCCAAACAACGACAUAUUUUGCUCUUUCCAGUGUCGUUACGGCCUUGUGCCUUGAGCAAUGCUAGUAUGGCUUUCGUCCUCAAAUCUGCAUCUCGAAACUCUAAUCGAACUCGCCGAAAGGAGCA